AUGGUGGGCUUCGCCGUCGGUACGGCUACGACCAAGCAGGACCUCGCCGUCGCGCAGGCUGAGGCUCCUCAGCUCGCAAAGGUCAAGUGGUGGGCUGACCCUGGAAUGCGCGUGCUGUACUUUUACGCCGCGAUUCUGUGUGUCUGCUCUGCCACGACUGGUUACGAUGGAUCCAUGUUGAACACGUCGCAGGCCAUGGACGACUGGCAGGAUUACUUUAACCAUCCUACGGGCUCCAAGCUUGGCAUUCUCAACUCCAUCUACCAGAUUGGUAGCAUUGCCAGUUUCCCCUUCGCUCCAUUUAUGGCUGAUCACUUUGGCCGAAAGAUCCCCAUCGCAACGGGAUGUCUUAUCAUGAUUCUCGGCGCUUUCAUCUCAGCCUUCACCGAUGGCUUCGGCAUGUACCUUGGUGGUCGAUUCCUCGUCGGUUUCGGAAACUCUCUUGCACAGCUCUCUUGCCCCGUUCUCCUCACCGAGAUCUGCCAUCCUCAGCACCGUGCCAUCGUCUCCGCCAUCUACAACUGCUUGUGGAACUUGGGUGCCACUCUCUGUGCUUUCAUCGGUCUUGGUACGAUCAACAUCAACAGCAACUGGUCAUGGCGAUCCAUCACCCUCAUCCAAGCCGUGCCAUCUUUGAUCCAGAUUUCCUUCAUCUGGUGGAUCCCCGAGUCUCCCCGUUGGCUCAUGGCUCACGAGCGUCAUGAGGAAGCCCUUAACAUCCUUGCCAAGUAUCACGCCAACGGCGACGCCAACAACGCCACUGUGCAGUUUGAGUACACUGAGAUUAAGGACACAAUCGCCCUCGAGUACCAAGCUCAGAAGAAUGGCAGCUACCUUGACUUCCUUCGAACCCGUGGUAACCGUUACCGUCUCAUGCUCUUGAUCUCCCUUGGUAUUAUCUCGCAGUACUCCGGAAAUGCUCUCAUCAGCAACUAUUCCAACAUUAUCUAUGAGGGCGCUGGUAUCAAGGACCAGGCCCAGAAGACUGGAUUGAACGCUGGAGAGAAUAUGCUCAAGCUUUUCGUCGCUAUUGGCUGCUCCAUGGGAAUUGAUAAAUUCGGACGUCGUCCUCUCUUCCUCACUGCCACUGUCGGUAUGCUGUUGUUCUUCUUGGCCUGGACCAUUGUUGCCGCCCGCUUCGAGGCCGGUGGCGAGGUCGAGAUCAAGCGCCUUGGAUACCCCCAGAUCGCCCUCAUCUGGCUCUUCGACGUCUGCUACUCCAUCGCCUGGUCUGGUCUUAUCGUCGCCUACGCCCUGGAGAUCUGCCCCUUCAGACUCCGUGCCCGUGGUCUCACCAUCAUGAACUUCUUCAUCCAGGUUGCCCUCACCAUUGGCAACCAGACCAACCCCAUCGCCCUCGAGAACCUUCCCAACAAAUGGAACUUCUGGUGCUUCUACACUGUUUGGAUCGCUGUCGAGCUCGCCUUCGUCUUCUUCUUCUACGUCGAGACUAAGGGGCCUACUCUGGAGGAGAUUGCUAGAAUCUUCGACGGUGAUGACGCUAAUGUCGCACAAGUCGACCUCAAGGACACUGAGAAGCAGGCUGUCCUUGAGACCACGGAGCAGGUGCAUCAUGAUGAGCGCAGGGACUUGUAA
Fusarium tjaetaba is the source of this 1596-nucleotide messenger RNA. RefSeq names its product hexose transporter. The transcript is spliced from 7 exons. Gene Ontology annotation, cellular component: membrane. Gene Ontology annotation, molecular function: carbohydrate:proton symporter activity. The record is from RefSeq and is a predicted model, not a curated record. Bases 1 to 1596 code for a protein of 531 amino acids. Gene Ontology annotation, biological process: transmembrane transport; carbohydrate transport. Lineage: Eukaryota; Fungi; Ascomycota; Sordariomycetes; Hypocreales; Nectriaceae.